This is a messenger RNA of Boeremia exigua, 918 nucleotides long. RefSeq lists its product as uncharacterized. The transcript has 5 exons. The record is from RefSeq and is a predicted model, not a curated record. NCBI's taxonomy places the organism in Eukaryota, Fungi, Ascomycota, Dothideomycetes, Pleosporales, Didymellaceae. Bases 1 to 918 code for a protein of 305 amino acids.
AUGUGCGCGGCCCGAUUCGUUCGCCAUCUUUGUUUUAGCUUGUUGCAGGAGGGCUGGCGCGUUAGAAGUCUGCAGUAUCUCCGAAUCAUCAUCGCAGGUUGUGGCGUGUGCUUGCCAUGGAUCAGCGAAGAUGCGGUCGGACGAGGUAUCGAGAUUAAGCAACGCACGUUCAAGUUCCAGCCCAUACCGAGGGGAGAGAUGAGGCGCAGGGUCCCGUUGGGGAAAGAUACGUCGACGAGGAACGAUCACACGCGACGAAGGGCAGCGCGGUACAUGGCCGUUGACGCCCACGCAAGCUUGUGCAAGCUUGUGCAACAGAAGCACGCGCAUCCCGAGAAGAUUGCCGGGCGUGGACAGGGCACGCGAGGAGAAUUGGCUAAGAUGAGGGGACUGCUCCAACACCCCGCUUACACUCCCUCCUCCCCCGCCCAAUCGCUGCCAUACCUCCCUCAUCGAUCACCGCUCAGACCAGACUCCAGCGCUGCACUGGGUACUGAAGUUGCAUCGUCGAGCACCCAUGCGCGGAGCGGACCAAUCGAUGGCGCUGGGAAGGGCCGGCCCGGUGCCCCACACUUGCUAGCAAUCGUACGAGUGGCGGAGCGCGGCUCGGUUGUCUUCGCCGUCUCCCAUCGGCAUGCGUACCGACUCAUCAGCCAGGUUGGUCAAGUGUCACUUUUUCCUCCCCCCUCACUCGUGAACAAUGCCUCACGCGCGGUCCCUAUUCCGAUCCGACUAGAAACAGACUCAUCAGCUGGCAUGCAACACGAAGAAGAAGUUGACACAGGGUUCGAGGCUCCUAACUGGUUGGACAUCCGCAAUGAUGUCGCUUUUGGUAUUGACCUGGAACAUACCGUACGUCUCUCCAGUCUUGACGACUUUCCAGACCGAGAAGGCGUGCAGGCAGCCACAGCUAUCUAA